AUGAAGAUCCCAACUUUGCUCCAAUCAACCAUCCCGGCCACCCAUCUGGCAGAUAACAUAGUGCUCAAGUUGCUACCAAAACAGAAACCCCACCUCCCCGUUGUUCGUGGAAUCACGCUUUACAACACAACAUUCAAAACACUCCAGCUCUUACUCACCUCGUUCUACCUAAACCCGCAGGUUCGUCUACAUAUCACCCACAUAAACAUCGAAGAACCAACAGGAUCGCUCUCCAGCAACGACAUGAUCAACCUGUCCAUCCAGAACAACCUGCUCAACGUCGACAGCUCCCAGCAAACCUCUCCGUACACCACCAAAAUCACCGUCAAAUGGCGAACCUGUCUCAACGGGUGUCUGCAUCUCCGCGACAACAAGACCACCAGCGCCCAGCUUGGAGCGUUCAACCUCGACAACAUCAACUUCCUCCACCUUAACAGCCCGGUGCCCAACCUUACCAAGCUGAGCGACAACUCCAUCGAGCGUGUGGUCUCGGGGAUUUUUGUUUUCGAGCUCAACGACGCAAACGACAAAAUAGCCGUCCAUUGCAUCGACAACUGCGAAAUUAUCGAAAACAAACAGCCUUCGCCAAACCCCGACAACAUCGGGUUCGUCCCGGGAGCUUAG
This is a messenger RNA of Ogataea philodendri, 624 nucleotides long. RefSeq lists its product as uncharacterized. The record is from RefSeq and is a predicted model, not a curated record. Bases 1 to 624 code for a protein of 207 amino acids. NCBI's taxonomy places the organism in Eukaryota, Fungi, Ascomycota, Pichiomycetes, Pichiales, Pichiaceae. The transcript has a single exon.